This is a messenger RNA of Paramecium sonneborni, 3252 nucleotides long. NCBI's taxonomy places the organism in Eukaryota, Ciliophora, Oligohymenophorea, Peniculida, Parameciidae. The record is from the annotation of a GenBank genome assembly.
AUGGAAAUAUGUGAUUUAUUUAAAGAGACUGUAAACAUAUAUUGUUUAAAUUAGCUUCAAGAACAGGAUGAUACUAAAAGAUAAACUCUAAUGUUUAGUGUAUGCAGAAAAUUAAGUAGAAUAUUGCCUUUUCCUUCUGUUAUCUCAGUGUUGUAAUAAAAGCCAAAUAUUUUGAAAUAUUUACUGAUCGCCAGUCAAUUAUAUGAAAAUAGUGUAUCAAUAAUAUGAUUCUAGGCCUUGCUAUUAUUUUAUGCUUUAUAAGAUAGAUAUUGGGAAGAAAAGGAUUACGUCAAACUGUAUUUUGAUUGUGUUAUCAAAUGUCUGAUUAAUUAGGAGAGUAAUGUACUAAUUAUUGACAUUUUUAGUAUAUUGUCAAACGGUGAUUUAUAAUGAAACCAAGCUUAGGUGGUUUCUUCUGGAAAACUCUAAAAUUUUUAUUAAUAAAAUCUAACAGUCCUUUUUUGAUAAUGAAAAUGUUUGUUAAUAGGUUAAUAACUUUUUUAAGAGUUUCAUUAAAUACAAUUCUAAUUUUGAUAUGCUCAAUUCAUGUUUUCAAUUUGCCUUAGAAAAGAGAAAUACUUGGAUAUUAUUAAGAGAUUUAGAUCUAUAAUUUGAAAUCGAUGUUGAAGAUUGUAUCAAAUUAAAUUAAUUAAGAAUUGGUUGCAUUGAGUUAAGUGAUGAGUACAAAAAAUUUAGAUUUUAUAAGUGAGAAGAUAGAGUAAAAAAGAGAAGAAGCAUCAAAUUAUGGAUUAACAAAAAAAUAAAUGAAAUAAUAGAUGUUAGAAGAAUGGUUAUUUCAACCAAGUGAAGUCCCAUUAUUGGUAGCUAAUCAUGCUACUGUUGAUUAAUUGAGUAGUGAAGUUUUUAAAUCUAAUAUGCUCUUAGACUUGUUUCUAUCAUUUAUAUUGUUUCCUACAAAAAAUCCUUAAGUUGUUCCUAAUGUAAUAACGAAUCUUAUUUUAGAAAUUAUACAAUAUUGAUGUAGAUUUAAAUCCUCCAGAUCCUCCUUCAUUUAGAUAAUUAAAUGUUAAUGUUUCUUAAGAAAGAAGACCACUUAUCUAAUUUAGAGCUUUUAGAACUAUGCAAGUCAUAACUGAUAACAGAAAUAAUUUUUUAUUAACUAGAACUAAUAAAGAAUAUUAUUAAAGAGCUUAUUCAAUGAUUUAUGAAUGUUUAAAAUAGGAUUUAGUAGCAAUCACGAUUUGUCCAGAAAUUAUUGUAUAAUAUCUAUCAUUCCUUUUGUAUUAAGAGCCUGAAAUUUCAAUUUUCUUUCUAAUUUUUUAUAACAUUCCUUACAGAUUAAUGCUAUUUUUAGAUAUUCCAGAAAUUUCAUAAUUUUUUUCAUAACUCAUAAACUUUGUUUAAACUCCUUAUAACAAAGUUAAUAGGGAUUCGAAUCGGUUGAUUUGGAAAUAUUUCUAAAUUUCCGAUUUUUUUUCUGAUUUACUUAAUAUGACUAUAUUUGAUUAAAAAACAAUAGAUGAUGUUAUCACUUAAAAAUCAAAUGAAUAUUAUAGACCUAAAAAUCUAGAUGAGAUUUUAAAAAGACCAGAUUUUACACCUUUAUAGGUAGAAAAACAAUUUCCAUAACCAGAAUAAAAGAAGGUUGCAGAAGAAAUUGAUGAAUUGGAUUAAGAUCUUGAUUAAAUUUUUAAUUAUCUUCCUCAUAAAUGUUAAAAGACUGUUAAAAUCUUUGAAAGAAUGAUUGAUUAAGCACAGAAGAAAAAAGAAAGUAAAGCAAAAUAAAGAAUGUCUUUAAUAGCCACUCCACCUUAAUUUUUAUAAACAAAAAAUCUUAAAAUAGAAGAAUAAAUUCCUAUUACAUUCAGUCCUACUAGAAGAAGAACAAUAUUAGCACCAAGAUUAGCCUCCAUGCUUGAAGGAGGACUUAAAAAAUCAUUAGUUGUUAAUCCUGUUCAAUUUGAUAAUAUACCUUAAUCUACAACUAAUAGUACUACUAGAAGUCAAUUAUAAGCACUCACAAAUCCAAAUAAUUUGUUUGGAGUAUUGACUGAAUAAAUUUAAUUGGUCAACAAAAAGAGUUCUUAAGAAUUGAUUCAAAAACCUAUGUAUUAAAGAAUGUUAGUGAAAAAACCAACUUAAAUCAUAAUACUUCAUAGUAGGUCUUUGUCAAAUUAAAAACGAUUAAGUUAACAAUCUUCUCAAAUCAAUAUUACUGAAUCUCUGAAUAAAUCAAGAAUCUAAAACUCUAUCAUUUUAAAUAAAUUUACUCAUUUAGUUGGAUCUAUCAAAUGUUAUGAUAUUGAAAAAGAAUUUUGUAUCUAUCCACCAGAGUUAAAGGAUUAAUAAAUUGAUGAUUUUGAGAAGCUGGCAUUUGAUGAAGAAUUCCGAAGACUUUCAUAAAAAAAUGAGAAUUACACUAAAGGAGCCCUUUAAUGCCUUUAUGAUAUCUUACAUACAAUCUUCACUUAAAGGAAGUGUAUUUUAUAAAAUAAUCAUCAUUUUGAAAAUCCAGAAUUCUAUCUAAAUAUCUUAAUGGGAGAAAAUAAAUCUUAUUUCAUAAAUAUCAUUGCCAAGAAUUAUUUAUUGAAAUAGAAAGUAGAGGAAGACUUAUUAUGUACAUUCAUGGUAGCAGGUAGAAUUUAUAAUUUGAUUUUAUCUUAGUACAAUCUUAAAAAAAUAUCUCUUAAUUUCCAUGAACAUUUAAUCUCGGUAUGUAAGAUUCUUUUAACCCAGCUUCUGAUAUCAAAGCUAUCUAUUAGAACAAUUACAUUAUUAGAAAGUGUAGCUUUAAUUUUAGAAAACACAAAAUAAUAAUUACUAACUUAUAUUCCCAUUUCUUUUUGGCAUUUAUUGAUUGAAUCUUAUUCAAUUCAUUAUUCUAAUCAAAUUUUUAUUAAUUAUUUUAGAAGAAUUUUAAUAACUACUUUUAUCUAUGGAAAUCUAGUAAUUUAUCAUAGAAUUUUAUUAAAAAUCAAUUUUCUCUCUUAUUUUAAAGACAAUCCAGAUUAAAUUAAAUUAAUUUUUCUGGUAUUAUAUAUGAUGUUUAAAUUAAGAUAAGAUGGGUUAAAGAAGUUAAAGAAAUAAAUUUCAUUAUUAUCUUCUUGGAAUGCUUUAACAGAUUUCUUCAAAAAGUAAGUUAAUUUAUUAAUUAUUUUUAGAGAUUUAUAAAGCCUUGAAUAAUAAAAAUUUUAAGAAUAUAUAAAGGGGCUUCGAAGUGAAGAUAUUACUCAUAUAUAAAUACUGACUGAAAACAAAGGUUCAAUAAAGAAUAAAUUUUAUAAACCUUGA